Molecule: messenger RNA, 696 nt
Organism: Linum trigynum
Lineage: Eukaryota; Viridiplantae; Streptophyta; Magnoliopsida; Malpighiales; Linaceae
Source: the annotation of a GenBank genome assembly
AUGGGUUCAUGUGUAUCAGUUCACAAGGCCGCUGGGACGCCAGAGUCCGCCAUGAAAAUGGGUGUUUCCUUUGGAAGUUCCAAAGGGGACAAGCUCGAGAAGCUCGUCGUCCUCCCUGAAUCCCCUGUCAAGGAAAAGCUCGUCACUUCCGCCGUAACCGUCGAUGACCUUCCAAUCAAGCGCUUCCACAGCUACGGCAGUAAAGAGGAUGCAUUCUUUGAUUCCCAGCCUUGGUUGGAAUCUGAUGGUGAAGAUGAUUUCCACAGUGUCAGGGGUGAUUUCACCCCGUCUCGUGGGAGCACUCCAGUUCAUCACAGUUUUGCAAUAGGAACCCCUCAAAAGAACAAACCGGUGCUCGAGGUGACACCUCCUGAUCAUUCGAUACCCGAGCCAUCCCCUACAGGAAAGAAGAAGAAGAGACUUUCUGAACUUUUCCAAGACAGCAUGAGGGAGCGCAGCACAGAAGACAAUGUAUCCCCUCCCAAAUCUGCUGAGGACACACCAUAUGUCUCCGGUGUCAACUCUGUCUGCAGCAGCGAGAGGACUCCCAAUGGGAAAGCUCUAGUGGAAGAGAAAUGGUUUAACAAGUCGAUGCAAGGUUGCCUCCCAAGCUUGGUCUCCUGCCAUAGUUUUAGUUAUAGGAAGAAGAAGAUGAUGAGCCCCCCAGCAGCUGUGGCAGUAAAUGGUGUGGCUUAA